Saccostrea cuccullata (small rock oyster) is the source of this 889-nucleotide messenger RNA. RefSeq names its product reticulocyte-binding protein homolog 2a-like. The record is from RefSeq and is a predicted model, not a curated record. Lineage: Eukaryota; Metazoa; Mollusca; Bivalvia; Ostreida; Ostreidae. The coding region runs from base 138 to 773 and encodes 211 amino acids. The transcript has 5 exons.
GCGUAUUACGUCAUCAGUUUUAGUGAUGAUAAGUUCUCUACACGUUCCUGAAACUUGUAGGGCGGCGUCUACACCCGAUAUUGGGCCUGUUAUAUGUACAUUCAGUCAAUCACGUGCAAAAAGGUGUAUAUCUAACCAUGGAUUCGGGAAGGAAAAAACAAUUUAGGUUUUCAGAGCAAGACGACAUAAAACUUUUGAGAGAGGUUAUCAGCAGGAACCCUUUCAAAGAAAGGGGCAAAUGGGCAGAUAUUUCAUCAGUUAUGUCCCGGAAUAUCGAUGCACGAAGGGUUAGAGAAAGGACUCUUCUUCUUAUAGACCAAAGGAAGAAGUUUAACAGCUCCUCUCUCAAAAAAUCUGGUGUAGAUGAAACCUAUGGAGAGAAAGAAAUGCUUUUGGAUGAAAUAAUAGAAUUAGCGAACGAUGAAGAGGAGAAAAAAAGGGAAGAUAAAUCCAAAGCAGUAAAAGAAGAGAGCAUGUGCAAGAGUCUUCGUAAACGGGCACUCGAGAACCUGACACCAUCCAAAAGUGACGAGGACCAGCGAAAUAACAGUAAAAUGCCUAGAAAGUGUUCAAGUGUGAUAUCCUUUUUGAAAGAAAAAGCAGAGACGGAAAAACAAUCCAGAGAUGAGGAAUUUUCACUCCGUCGAGAGCAGCUAAAUUUGGAGAAGGAGCGGUUUGAACUGGAGAAACAGGAGAGGCUUCAAAGAUUGGAGACUGAAAAGCAGCAGACCACAAUGAUGUUAGAACUUUUCUCAAAAUGUUUAAAUAAAUAAAUGGAUUAUCUUAAGCAUUUACCUAGCUUUUCUCAAAAUAUUUAUAUAAUUUAUAUUUAAAUAGAUCAUCAUAGGAAUUAGCUAGCCAUGUAAUAAAAUACGAUGUAAAUGCUUAA